AAGCUGCGCGAGGCUGGGAGGUCGCAACCACAUCCUCCCCUUCCUCCGGGUCCCAGCGGCGAGCGGGGCCAGGACCGAGCUGAGGGCUCCGAGGGCGUGGGCGGAGCGGGGUACAGAGCCAUGGCGCACCAGACCGGCAUCCACGCCACCGAGGAACUGAAGGAAUUCUUUGCCAAGGCCCGGGCUGGCUCUGUCCGGCUGAUCAAAGUUGUCAUCGAGGACGAGCAGCUCGUGCUCGGUGCCUCGCGGGAGCCGGUGGGCUGCUGGGACAAGGACUAUGACGGGGCCGUGCUGCCGCUGCUGGAUGGCCGGCAGCCCUGCUACCUGCUCUACCGCCUGGACUCGAAGAACGCCCAAGGCUUCGAGUGGCUUUUUCUUGCCUGGUCGCCUGAUAAUUCCCCCGUGCGGCUAAAGAUGCUGUACGCAGCCACAAGGGCCACGGUGAAGAAGGAGUUUGGGGGCGGCCACAUUAAGGAUGAGCUUUUCGGAACUGUGAAGGACGACCUCUCUUUUGCCGGCUACCAGAAACACUUGUCCUCCUGUGCAGCACCAGCCCCUCUGACCUCGGCUGAGAGAGAGCUUCAGCAGAUCCGUAUUAAUGAGGUAAAGACAGAGAUCAGUGUGGAGAGCAAGCAUCAGACACUGCAGGGCCUGGCCUUCCCCCUGCAACCUGAGGCACAGCAGGCACUUCAGCAGCUCAAGCAGAAGAUGAUCAACUAUAUCCAGCUGAAGCUGGACCUGGAGCGGGAGACAAUUGAACUGGUGCACACAGAGCCCACAGAUGUGGCACAGCUGCCCUCGCGGGUGCCCCGAGAUGCUGCCCGCUACCACUUUUUCCUCUACAAACACACCCAUGAGGGUGACCGUCUUGAGUCCGUGGUGUUCAUCUACUCCAUGCCGGGGUACAAGUGCAGCAUCAAGGAGCGCAUGCUGUACUCCAGCUGCAAGAGCCGCCUCCUGGACUCCGUGGAGCAGGACUUCCAGCUGGAGAUCUCUAAGAAGGGCCCCUGCUGCAGGGUCCUGCACCCCUUGUCUCUCCUGGUGCAGGUGGUGGUGCUGGCUGUGGCCCUGGCCCUGGGCACCCUCCCUGCCUUCCUGCCCUGUGAGCUCCAGUCAUAUGGCAAGGUGAACUGCGACUGGCUGUUCCUGAAAUCUGUGCCCCACUUCUCAGUGGGCGCACCCCGUGACAAUGUCACCAGCCUUUCAUUGCGUUCCAACCGCAUCCACCACCUCCACAACUCUGACUUUGUCCACUUGUCCCACUUACGGCACCUGGACCUCAAGUGGAACUGCCCGCCAGAGGGCCUCAGCCCCAUGCACUUUCCCUGCCACAUGACCAUCGAGCCCAAGACCUUCCUGGCCAUGGCCACCCUGGAGGACCUGAACCUCAGCUACAACGGCAUCACGACUGUGCCGCCCCUGCCCAGCUCCCUGGUGUCGCUAUCCCUGAGCCGCACCAACAUCCUGACUCUUGACCCCACCCACCUCAGGGGCCUGCACGCCCUGCGCUUCCUAUACAUGGACGGCAACUGCUACUACAAGAACCCCUGCCAGGGGUCAGUGGAGGUGGCCCCCGGCGCCCUCCUCGGACUGCGCAACCUCACCCACCUGUCACUCAAGUACAACAACCUCACGUCCGUGCCCCGCAGCCUGCCUCCCAGCCUGGAGUCCCUACUGCUGUCCUACAACCAUAUCAUCACUCUGGGGCCGCAGGACCUGGCCAAUCUGACAGCCCUUCGUGUGCUUGAUGUGGGUGGGAACUGCCGGCGCUGUGACCACGCCCUCAACCCCUGCAUCGAAUGCCCAAAGGGCUUCCCCCGGCUGCACCCCAACACUUUCAGCCACCUCAGCCACCUCCAAGGGUUGGUGUUGAAGGACAGUUCUCUCUUCAGCCUGAACAGAGCCUGGUUCCAUGGCCUGGGCAACCUCACCGUGCUGGACCUGAGUGAGAACUUCCUGUACGACUGCAUCACCAAAACCACGGCCUUCUAUGGUCUGGCCCAGUUGCGCAAGCUCAACCUGUCCUUCAAUUACCACAAGAAGGUGUCCUUCGCCCACCUGCAGCUGGCACCCUCCUUCGGGAGCCUGGUCUCGCUGCAGAAGCUGGAUAUGCAAGGCAUUUUCUUCCGUUCUCUGAACCGGAGAACGCUCGAGCCGCUGACCAACCUGCCCAUGCUCCAGGAACUGUUUCUGCAGAUGAACUUCAUCAACCAGGCCCAGCUCAGCAUCUUUGGGACUUUCCCGAGCCUGCGGUUUGUGGGCCUGUCGGACAACCGCAUCAGCGGAGCGGGGACGCCGGAGGCCACCGUGGGCCAGGCAAGUGAUGGGAAGCAGAGGCUGCGAUCCAGAGGCCUCCCUUCACUAAGACAGAACAGCCCCAUCACUGGGGAAUUCCUGCCUCGCUGCAAAACCCUCAACUUCACUUUGGACCUGUCACGGAACAACCUAGUGACCGUCCAGCCAGAGAUGUUCGCCCGCCUGUCCCGCCUGCAGUGCUUGUGCCUGAGCCACAACAGCAUCUCACAGGCCGUCAAUGGGUCCCAGUUUGUGCCACUGACCAACCUGCGGGUGCUCGACCUGUCCCACAACAAGCUGGACCUGUACCACGGGCGCUCCUUCACAGAGAUGCCGAGGCUGCAGGCCCUGGACCUGAGCUAUAACAGCCAGCCUUUCAGCAUGCAGGGCGUGGGCCACAACCUCAGCUUCGUGUCCCGGCUGCCCGCCCUGCGCUACCUCAGCCUGGCACACAACGACAUCCACAGCCGUGUGUCCCAGCAACUCCGCAGCGCCUCCCUGUGGGCCCUGGACUUCAGCGGCAAUGACCUGAACCGCAUGUGGGCUGAGGGAGACCUCUACCUCCGCUUCUUCCAAGGCCUGAGAGUUCUGGUCGGGUUGGAUCUGUCCCGGAACCGCCUGCACACCCUGCUGUCACGCAACCUGGACAGCCUCCCCAAGAGCCUGCGCCAGCUGUGGCUCCGUGACAACUUCCUGGCUUUCUUCAACUGGAGCAGCCUGGCCCUUCUGCCGAAUCUGGAAGCCCUGGACCUGGCGGGAAACCAGCUGAAGGCGCUGGCCAACGGGAGCCUGCCUGCCGGCACCCAGCUGCAAAGGCUGGACCUCAGCAGCAACAGCAUCAGCUUCGUGGUCCCAGGCUUCUUCGCUCUGGCCCAGGGGCUGAGGGAGCUCAACCUCAGUGACAACGCCCUCAGGACGGUGGAUCCCUCCUGGUUUGGCUCUGUCGCAUUGGCCCUCAAAGUCCUGGACCUGAGCGCCAACCCCCUGCACUGUGCCUGUGGGGCGACCUUUGUGGACUUCCUGCUGGAGGUGCAGGCAGCGGUGCCCGGGCUCCCCAACCGCAUCAGGUGCGGCAGUCCAGGCCAGCUCCAGGGCCUCAGCAUCUUCGCCCAGGACCUGCGCCUUUGCUUGGACGAGUCGCUCUCCUGGCUCUGCUUCCGCCUCUCGCUGCUGGUAUUGACCCUGGGCCUCACCGGGCCCAUGCUGCACCACCUCUGCGGCUGGGACCUCUGGUACUGCUUCCACCUGUGCUUGGCCUGGCUGCCCCGGCGGGGGCGGCGGCUGGGCGCGGGGGCCGCGGCCUACGACGCCUUCGUGGUCUUCGACAAGGGGCAGAACGCAGUGGCUGAUUGGGUGUACAACGAGCUCCGGGGGCGGCUGGAGGAGGGCCGCGGGCGCCGAGCCCUGCGCCUGUGUCUGGAGGAGCGCGACUGGCUACCUGGCAAAACGCUCUUCGAGAACCUGUGGGACUCCAUCUACAGCAGCCACAAGACGCUGUUCGUGCUGGCCCACACCGACCGGGUCAGCAGCCUCCUGCGGGCCAGCUUCCUGCUGGCUCAGCAGCGCCUGCUGGAGGACCGCAAGGACGUGGUGGUGCUGGUGAUCCUGCGUCCCGAGGACGCCCACCGCUCCCGCUACGUGCGGCUGCGUCAGCGCCUCUGCCGGCAGAGCGUGCUCCUCUGGCCUCACCGGCCCAGUGGCCAGGGCAGCUUCUGGGCCCAGCUGGGGAUGGCCCUCACCAGGGACAACCGCCACUUCUAUAACCAGAACUUUUGCCGGGGCCCCACGACAGCCUAAUAGCAAAGCUAUUGCCCAGCACCCCUACUCCCACCCCCCGGGCCCCAACUUGCCUCUCCUGCUCCCCGCAUAUCACAGCCACUCAAUAAAUGCUACCA
Condylura cristata (star-nosed mole) is the source of this 4190-nucleotide messenger RNA. RefSeq names its product twinfilin-2. The transcript is spliced from 9 exons. The coding region runs from base 121 to 4092 and encodes 1323 amino acids. NCBI's taxonomy places the organism in Eukaryota, Metazoa, Chordata, Mammalia, Eulipotyphla, Talpidae. Gene Ontology annotation, biological process: defense response to virus; actin filament depolymerization; positive regulation of neuron projection development. The record is from RefSeq and is a predicted model, not a curated record. Gene Ontology annotation, cellular component: cytoplasm; plasma membrane; actin filament. Gene Ontology annotation, molecular function: actin monomer binding; actin filament binding; pattern recognition receptor activity.